AUGACCGUGCUCUGGCGGCCGGAGAGCGGCAUCAUUUAUAAGGAACGGGAGGACUUGACACUCCGGCCCCGUUCCUGUCUUCAGUGCUCCGAGUCCCCAGUAGGCCCCCAGAUGGGCAGAAGCACCGACCAGGGUGACCUUGACCAGCUUAAAGAAUUGUAUUCAGCUGGGAACUUGACGGUGCUGGCUACUGACCCCCUGCCCCACCAGGACCCUGUGCAGUUAGACUUCCAUUUCCGCCUCACCCCUCAGACCUCUGCCCAUUGGCACGGCCUUCUCUGUGACCAUCGACUCUUCCUGGAUAUCCCAUAUCGGGCCUUGGAUCAAGGGAACCAGGAAAGUUUGACUGCCACACUGGAGUACGUGGAGGAAAAAACCAAUGUGGAUUCCGUGUUUGUAAACUUCCAAAACAACCGGAAUGACAGGGGUGCUCUACUACGGGCCUUCAGCUACAUGGGCUUUGAGUUGGUCAGACCAGGUCACCCUGCCCUCCCUCCCUGGGACAAUGCCAUCUUUAUGGUGUAUCCCCUUGAAAGGGACUUGGACCACCUACCCAGUGACCCUCCCUGA
This is a messenger RNA of Pteronotus mesoamericanus, 570 nucleotides long. RefSeq names its product ornithine decarboxylase antizyme 3 (gene OAZ3). NCBI's taxonomy places the organism in Eukaryota, Metazoa, Chordata, Mammalia, Chiroptera, Mormoopidae. Gene Ontology annotation, biological process: positive regulation of protein catabolic process. Gene Ontology annotation, cellular component: nucleus; cytoplasm. Gene Ontology annotation, molecular function: ornithine decarboxylase inhibitor activity. The record is from RefSeq and is a predicted model, not a curated record.